CGCACACGCUGGUUGUACGGUCGUUGUUAUCACACAGCAGUGGAUAGCGGCAAUGCUUGUUUUAACCCUAUGGUUUUAACGCACCAAAAUGACCAGUUACAUCUUAAAUGCACUGAGCAUCCUAACUAAGCCCGUAGGAGAAGUUUCUGUUAGUCAGGCUCAUGACUCCCAGCAGAAAGCCUUGCUGGAAGCUCUGCAGGCUAAUCAGGUCCUACUUGAGGAGCACCUGCAGGCUCAGGAAGGAGAAGCAGUGGUGUUUGAGGUUCUAGCAGAAGUACGGAGACAGGCCGAAUGGGCCAACGAGCAGGUGGAGGACAUCACCUGGAGCUUUGCCCGGGAGUGUCUGCUUCUGCUGCUGGCCUUGGCCCGCCACCUUUCCCGCCUACGGGAAUCCUUCGACCGGGAGAGCUCGUCUUCACUUCCAGUUGGUGUCUCCCGCCGUCACACCCUCGAUGCCGCCCCUCCCCUGCCCCCAGAUGUGCUGAGCGUGGCACAGCAGAGGAUGGUGAGCGCCGGGCUGCAGUUUGCCGUCACCCUGGGCCUGUGCCCGUACCUGGGGGCAGGUGUGGGGUUGCCCCUGGGUCGAAGGUCAGCGCUGGGGGCUGCGGUGGAGGGCGCAGUGAGGAGAGACGUGCCCCCCUUGCCCGAGCGCCGGCUCCUGGUCACAGCAUCCGCCCUGCUGGAGAUCAGCGCGGUCUCGUCCCUGGCCACCGAACUCUUCACCCGCCACCUAGGGGACGUCAUGGCUGCCUUGUGCCAGCUGGGGUACCGCCCGCCACGGCCUGAGGGCAGUGCUGGGGUGACUGCACAGACUCAGGGCCUUAACGCUGAAGAACGCAGGAAGUGCAGGGAGGCUCUCCAAAGCCUAUUGGGUAAAGUGUACCAACCAAUCGUCAUCAAGGAACUCUUGGUCCUCCAAGGUGGCCCUAAACAGGGUCGCAUGGGCCCCGGGGCCAGUGGUGGUGGCGGUGCCGUUAGUGGGAGCAGGGCCCCUCUGGCUCAGGCCCCUGCCUGGCUCAGGCGUCUGUGUGGGCAGCUGCUCUCCGAGAGGCUGAUGCAGCCCGGCGGGGUCCAGUACGUGGUCCGCGCCAUUCUGGAGGGCUCUGCUGGGGGAGACUCAGACUGGAGGAAGUGUGAUGCUGUGGCACGUAUUUUGGCAACGUGUCCUCAACAAUCCCUCUCACCUGAGGCUUACUACAGUCAGGUCUGCCCACAGGUGCUAGAGCUCCUUCACUUCAAAGACAAGCUGACAGCGCAGCAGUUCCAGCGAGUUGCCACCAGGGCGGUGAUCACCAUGGUGGAGGAGCGUUUAGAAUUUGCUCAGCGCUUCCUAUUAGAACCUCUCCUCAAACCUCUCCAAUGUUGUGGGAGAGCACCAGUGGAGGGUGACGGGAAGAGCUCUGUAGAGGACUGGGAACUCACACGCUGUGUGGAUGACGUGUUCAAGAUAUUUGUGGUGGGGAACAGGCCAAGCGAGCCGCUGCUGAGGAGUCUGGGAGCUGUAGUUCCAGUCAUCUUUGCUCUGUACAGCUUCACGAAACAGAACGCCUCUCAUCUCCGCGCCCCCUGUCAGGAGAUCCUGCGGUGGUACCUGUGCCAGGCAGAGAGUGGGCAGGCGUUGGCUCUCCUUAGGAGACUCUGUGGGCUGGAGGGUGAGACGGGAGGUGGGGUGGCACCAGGGUGGCAGUUCUCGCCAGGCAGUGAAGGAGGAGCUGUGCUCACACCCAAAGAGCCAAUCAGUGAUGAGGAUGAGGAGCUGUAUGAGAGGGUGAGUGGGGAGCAGUGGCGUGUGGAGUGUGUGGCUCAGCUGCUGGGGGAGAUGAAGGACAGCGACCUGCCAGCAAACUUCUUCCUGCAGCUGCUACAGGAGCUGACCAGCUGGACUGCAGAACAGGAAGAGGAGGAGUUGGAACAGGAAGUGGACACGUCCACCAUGACACUGCUGGAGCUGGAGCAGCACCUUAUUGGUCAGGUGACAGGGCGUGGUCAGAAGUUGGCAUUGCUGCAAGUGCUGGCAGUGAUGUGUGAAGGCCUGCCUCAUACCGUGCUGCUGCGCAAGCCUGCUCAGGCUAUGGAGUUCAUCAUGGCCAUGCUGCAGUGUGCGUGUGUGUGUCUGGAGCAGGGAGGGGAGGGGCCAGUGGAGACCCAGACCCUGCGUAUGGGAAUGGGCCUGGUGGCCGCCCUCAUGUCUGCAGACGCUAAGCUGAGUGGAGAGGACUACUCUGCCAUGUCCAAACUGUUGCCUCCUCUGGAGCAGAUCUCUGAACUGCAUCCAGACGCCCUGGUGAAGGAGCUGGCCACCGACCUGAGGGCAGCCAUCGCCACCCACGGAGCCUACCGGCCAGACACCAUCGCCCACGCCGCCCAGCGUCACGCCACGCACACUGGCACGGGCACGGGCACGGGCACGGUGCCAAGCAGAGCCACUCCGACCGCACAGCGCGUUCAACACAGAACAGCAGCAUCAACAACAACAGCAGCAACAACAAAAUCAGCCUCCACAGCACGCGCUCAGAGCAAGCCUGCCAAAAGAACAGCGCCGCUCAUCACUGAGAUCAGCUCCGUCUCCACGACAACCGACGACAACAGAACUCGCGCGGUUCCUGGUACUCCGGCCCCCUCCGCUGAGCCCACCGCCACUCCCAAAGGGCAGCCCGGAGCGCCAGGAGGUCCUUCAGCAGGGAGCAUCCCUGUGUCCGUCUCCAGGGCUGGGUCUGCUGGACCCCGGGGUGGCCCCUCAGGGAGUGGGCAGAGACUGGAGCAGGGUGGGGGGUUGGCACGGGGGCGUAUGCCCCUCUCCGAGUGCCUGCUGGAGGCCUGUGACCCGGAGGUGCCCACGCGAGCGGCAGCGCUGCGCACACUCACCCGCGCUCUACAGGAGCGGCAGCAGGAGGCGCUAGAGGCCCAGGAGAAACUGCUGGCGCUAUUCCUGGAGAAUCUGGAGCACGAAGACUCCUUUGUGUACCUUUCGGCCAUUCAAGGUCUGGCGGUGUUGGCGGAGGCGUACCCAGAGAGGAUCCUGCAAAGGCUGCUGGGAGAGUAUCAGACCGGGCCCGCGUCCUCCUCCUCACAACCCGAGCACUCGCUGGAGACGCGCCUCAAGAUGGGAGAGGUGUUGAUGAGAGCCAGUCGGGCCAUGGGUGAGCUGGCCCCGCACUACGGACGCCCGCUGAUUGGCGCCUUCCUCGGUGGCACGCGUGACCCUGACCCCACGGCGCGCGCCAGCUGCCUGUCCAACAUGGGCGAGCUGUGCCAACUGCUCCGCUUCAGCCUGGGCCCGCUGGCACAGGAGUUGAGUGUGUGUCUGACGGCUCUGAUAAAGAUGGAGAAGGAGGCUGAGGUGCGGCGGGCUGCAGUUCAUGUCAUCACUCUACUGCUCAGGGGGCUCAGCCACACAGCCACAGAGGUUCUGUCCGACGUUCUGCUGGACCUGUACCGGGCCCUGAAGUGGGUCGUGCGUUCGGACCGAGACGAGGUGGCCGUGCUGCACGCGCAGCUAGCCCUGGAGGAGCUGGACGACGUCAUGCGCAAGUUCAUCUUCCCCGAACAGAAGCUGGAGAAGAAGAUCGUGGUCCUGCCAUGACGAGAAACACAGAGGAGGUUCAGUAGGGCUGAUGUUGUUGCUGCCAUGUAAGAAGCCAUUGCAGCAGCCACCUCCAAGGUUUCAGAUGGCCUCAUAGAGACUCAACAAGUUAUGGAUGCCAUAAUGAUACAAACGGACUCAAACGGAGUGCUGAGCAGUGGCUUACUAAAGGACUCUAAAACUGAUUGAUCAACUAAAUGCAUACUCUGUCAACAGCUGAAAUAUAUAUAGUGUGUUUUAGCUUUUUUUGCACGCUGUGCAACCAACAGAUGUGUGUGUCUAUAUAAAACAGAUCCAUGUGGAAGACUGUGGCACACACUGAAGCUAGUAACCUGCCCAGCGUUAUGGAAGAGCAGCUCUUGGCAUUUAUGGAGACCAACACUGCCUGUGUGUGCCCAUGCAAAGGUCAUAGGUCAAGCAGAACAAAGAUGACCGCCGUCAGUCUGGUAGAUUGGUCUCCUUUUAGGCAGGGCCGAGUAUACGACGCUUUGCUUGUUUGCCAACGUAUUCUCUGUGUGCAAGACCGGGGUCAUGACAUUAGGAGCCCACAGAGGGACAGUUUAGCACAGCUUUAGUGAUACUGGACCUUUCCAUCCAGCCUCUCACCAGCCGCUGUCUCUUUGAUCACCUGUUUGCUCUCCUCGGUCAGGCAUCUGGCCAACAACAGUGAUGGGAAAACACCACAGGGGUGACAGCCAGUUUCAUCACACGUUUUAAGGUCAAAGAUAUAUUUUUGUAAGCAGUGAUAAUGGAAAUUGGCAUAAUUGAGAGAUUAUUGAAAAACUUGGUUUCUCAUGGGUAGAAAAUGUUAUAUAUAUAUUCAUUAUAUAGACAUACAUUAUAAACAUGAAGUGGAAAUUCAGUGUUCUAAAGAGGAAACACCACAUUAUUAGUUGUAGUAUUAUAUUCUAGUAACUACAUCCAAUGUGUUGGGCAAACUUUUCCUGCAUUCUUUUAAAUCCUUAGCUAACAUAACUGAGGGCUACAGAUGGUGUGGGAAUAGACAUUUGUGAAACUCAGUGAGCGUCUUGUCAUCUGUUCUCCACUCAGUUUUCUGGUCAUCUGUGAGAUCUGGCAGGAGUAGGAAUAGCCCUGCUGGGAUAAUAAAAACGA
Molecule: messenger RNA, 4696 nt
Organism: Sardina pilchardus (European sardine)
Lineage: Eukaryota; Metazoa; Chordata; Actinopteri; Clupeiformes; Clupeidae
Gene: tango6
Product: transport and golgi organization 6 homolog (Drosophila)
Exons: 18
Coding region: 89-3583 (1164 amino acids)
Biological process (GO): protein secretion
Source: RefSeq, a predicted model, not a curated record